UCACGAGUCUCCGAGCGCCGAGCUCUUUCGUCACAUACAUCUCAAGAACGAAUGAAGAACGUGGUGCAACGCGGAGCGCAUGCUGAACGCAACUGCUUAGGUUUGCAAAAAAAAAAAAAAAAAAGUGCUACUGCGAUGCGGCAGUUGUCAGGGGGAUAUCGGAGAGGAGGGGGUGUGAUUGGCUGAAGUGGCCCUGUUGCCUUGGCGACUGCAGGGGGGGUACGGAAGCGUUGCCGUGCGGCGUGAUCUCCGCGCUGUGUGGAUGGAGGAAGCAGCUGCUGAUCUUUUGACACAGCGCGAGCGAAAGGCUACUGCAUGAAAGCACGGGAGUUUUUGUCGUCGUACGUGACAGUAUAAUGCACGAAUACCCUCCUGGUUUGAUGGGUCCAAUAAUCGGGAUGUCUCCAGAUAAAAAAGCCGAAUCGCCUGGAGCGCAGGGAGUGUGUGGAGCAGGGACUCUCCCUGAAGCAGAGAGUGCGUCCAGCCCCAUGGCUACCAGUCUGGACCAGAUCGGUCGAGCUGGAGCGCUGAGUGUCGUAGGAGGCGAGUCAGAAGACGAUGAGCUAACCAACCUGAAUUGGCUUCAUGAGAACUUGCUGCAGAACUUCACUCUCGGCGGACCCGAGGCACAAUCCAACAAAAGCCCACUGUUUGACAUUGAGGGUUGUGGUGGGUCACUACACAGUAACACCACCUUAUCCACUUCAUCCAUCUCAGCAGGGAGUGCAGGAAGUGAGAGAGAUCCACACAAGUCAAAGCCUCCAUUAUCUUUCUCCUUACUGAUAUACAUGGCUAUCGAGCAGUCACCCAGCAAAUCUCUUCCUGUGAAGGACAUCUAUGGCUGGAUCCUCAAACAUUUUCCAUAUUUCUCUAGUGCCCCCACUGGCUGGAAGAACUCGGUGCGCCACAACCUCUCCCUGAACAAGUGCUUCCGCAAAGUAGAGCGAAGCAUAGGAAAGGCCAAUGGGAAAGGCUCUCUGUGGUGUGUUCACCCUGAGUUCCGGCCCAUGCUGAUGCAAGCCCUGAAGAAGCAGCACUUCCCAAAUGCACAUGCCUUCUGCACUCCUCCUGCCUCCCCUCCCAGUGCCUCGUCUCCUCCUCAUCACCUCUUCACAUCAGAGCAGGGCUGUGCCCUUAAAGAAUGUGAUUUUGAUGCUGCCACUGCCAUGAUGCUGUUAAAGUCUGCCUCUGAGCAGAACAUUGACUCAUGGAAUGAAACACUGCAUGUGGUCCUCCCCAUCCUUUUUAAACUCAGAAAGUCCCAGGAAGGCUACAUACAAACAGUCUACCUGUGGCAGUAUUCAUGGAAAAGUUACUAUUGAUGCUGUUUUUUGGAAAUGCUGUUUGAAAUGCUUGGUAAACUGAUUUAUUUUUCCUUUCACAUUUGUACCUGUGUUUAAAAAGAUUUAGUCCCAGUUUUUGGCAUGCUAAGGCUAAAUUAAUAUGUCAAUGUUGGAAAAGGCAUUAGAGGGAGUGACUGAUGUUACUUGGCAUGUGAGUGCUGGUCUCACUCAGCUGCUUGUGAAGGGAAUGACCUGAGCUGUUUAGUCUUAAACUCUAACAUGUGUAAGUAUGAUAGUAAUAGACUGCAUGUUCCUUCUUUUCACUACCUCAGAAGCUGACAACACACACACACACACACACACACACACACACACACACACACACACACACACACACACACAUGUUGGUGUGGCUAUCCUUAUGAGGACUCUCCAUAGACAUAAUGAUUUUUAUACUGUACGAACUAUAGAUUCUAUCCCCUAACCAUAACCCUACCCCUAAACCUAACCCUCACAAAAAACUUUCUGCAUAUUUACAUUUUCAAAAAAAGUUUUUUAAGCAAUUUGAAUAUGGGGACACUAGAAAUGUCCUCAUAAACCACAUUUAUAGCAUUAUACCCUUGUAAUUACCAGUUUGUAACCUAAAAAAUGUCCUCGUAAACCACUUAAACCUGCCCACACACACACACACGCACACUAUUUCUAUGAAUGGAACAUUUAAUAUCUCACAUUUUUUUGUGUAAGAUUUUGAACACAAUUAUAAAAAAUAAAUAAAUACAGCAGGUCUUUAUAGCUAUUCAAUCAAAUGCUAUUAGAAAGUGUAGAAUGGCAUAGAAGUACACCUUUGCUGGCAAACUUAUUGAAAAAAAUCUGCUCUAGUGGAAAGAAAAUCAAUGUUGAGUUUUAAUUGCUGCUCCUUCCUUUACUGCUACUAUGUAUCCUAGUGUUAAAAAGUGCUGGGAGAACUAUGAUUGCAAUGCAGCCAUGCCAGAGAGCUGUUAAACUGUGGGCUUUGUAAACCACUUUGAAUAAAUGGAUAACCUUGAACACUGGUUAGAGUGGGGAGGGAUUUUCCCCCCAUGUUAUUUCUAAAAUUCUGUUUUUAAAACAACAGACAAAUUAAUGUUGGAUUUUUUUUUUUAACCUGACAUCCUUUGAGCACCAGUUACAGUAAAUUAUAAUUAUGAACUUUUAAUAUAAGAUGUGAUUCCCACAAUACAACUGGAGCUUCAGAUGCAUUUUAAAACACACAAUUAUUCUGUAAUGCUAGAAAAUAAUUAGAAUUUAUAGCAAACUAAAUUUAAUAUAAUUAUUAAUUAUUUCAUUACUUCAGUCUUAAAAGCGCAAGAGAAAUGGGAGAGAGGGAGAUAGAGAGAGUGAGACUGUGUCACUGCAUCUCUUUGAAAUAUGCAAUUAAGCACUCUCAGCAACAUCCUUAUUUUACCUUGAUGAUAAGGACAAUGAAUGUGCUAAAAAUAGCUAGUUGGGUUAGGCAAUCAGUGGACCGCUCCUGUCUCAUCAACCCCAGGUGAAUACACAUCAGAGUACAAAAGGACACAAAAGAGCUUCUGUGAGCACAACUGACAACUUUUUUUUCCAUUCACACAGAGAACAACAAAAAUGUAUUUCCUACAUUUUUCUGGACUUGUCAAGUAAGACUUUAAACAAACUAAACUUUGCAUAUGAUUAUGCUUAUAUUUUUCCAAACCCAUAUGGCAUUCUUUUUUCUGUGGAACACUCUGUAGAUGUUAGGCAGUCUCAGUCACCACUCACUUUCAUUGCAUUGUUAUUCUUAAUAUUAUAUUAUAGUCCUAGUUAUACAUAUUAUGGCAUAAAAUAUGAGUUGAUGUUGAUUUAAUUCUUAGGGUUAGAGGUAAUAAAUCUUAAGGUAAUAAAUCUCAAUCUUGAGAAUUUGUAUUAAUGAAUUUAAUUGUCAUAAACAAAUAAUAAUAAUAAAAAAGGCCCUCAUAAAAGGUAAAAAAUGCCCCUGUAAAUCAAAUCCAGGAGAGUUCAUUCCUGACACUGAUGGUGACUGAGGCUGUCAUCCUGCCUAACAUCUCCUUUUGUGUUCAAUAAAAGAAUGAAAGUCAAACUGUUUGUAACAUCCUCCAGGUUUGGAAUUUGACAGAAUUGGCUAUUGCAUUAGAUAUCACAAACAAUACUUCAAAGCUUUUAUUUAUUAUCAAAUCAUAAUGUAUUAAUGUUAAUUUAUACAACUUUAUACAUAUAUGUAGAAAUUAACAUUAUAAUGAACAAAAUAAAUGAAUGAUGUAAAUGUACUGCAUUGUUCAUUGUUAGCUCAUGUUAAAUAUUGUGUUAACUAAUGUUAAUGUGUACAACUUUAUUGUAAAUUGUGCUUUUUAUUGUCAUUACACACAAAAUGUCACCAGGGGUCAGGAGAGAACCAUAAAAGCAAAUAUUGGGUCUUACCAGAAGACACUAUCUAUAAGAUGUGUGGUUGCUCUUGGAAUGCUGUACUAACCUAUUCAUUUUAACCUACAUUCAUGCAAAUGUUCAUGAUUGUUGGCGUGCAUUAAACCUAAGUCCAUAGGUCUUUUAUAGCUAGCUAUUAAAGUUAAGGUUUAUUAUGAUUAGAAAGUCCUUUAUGUGAAGAUAUUACAAAAUAUACAUUUUGAAUGUGGAACCCCCCCCCCCCCCCACCAAUCUAUAUGUAUGAAAUGGAAUAACCUUUCAGCAUUUGCCCUCACAGGAAGUAACCUCUGUAUGUUGUACUGAGCUUUAAGCCAGCUGCAAGCUGUGAUCAGGAUGUUCAUAGCCCAAUGCAUAUCUGCCUGGAGCCCUGUGCUAUUUGCCUACACACAGCAUAGGCUACAGCAUUCUGCAUUACUAGUGAUGUGCUCCCUUGCUGAUGAGAUCUUCAAUUUUGUGUUUGCUUCCCUGGAUACCAGAGCACCAAAAGAUGUAGCAUCUGAUAAUGGGGUUAAAAAAAAUAAAAAAAUAAAAAAAUAAUAAUAUUGCACACACAAAUUUUAUUGUAAGUCGCAGUGGUAAAACAGCAUGUGAUAAAAUAAAUGCAAAUGUGAAUAUGCCACUAAUACAUCAGAAUUCUAUAAUCCAUGACCACAUAUACACUGUCUGAUCUGGUCUGAACUG
This is a messenger RNA of Myxocyprinus asiaticus (Chinese sucker), 4397 nucleotides long. RefSeq names its product forkhead box protein N2-like. NCBI's taxonomy places the organism in Eukaryota, Metazoa, Chordata, Actinopteri, Cypriniformes, Catostomidae. Gene Ontology annotation, cellular component: nucleus. The transcript is spliced from 6 exons. Bases 357 to 1322 code for a protein of 321 amino acids. The record is from RefSeq and is a predicted model, not a curated record. Gene Ontology annotation, biological process: regulation of DNA-templated transcription. Gene Ontology annotation, molecular function: cis-regulatory region sequence-specific DNA binding; DNA-binding transcription factor activity.